UGUCAAAAAACAAAAGAAAAAUUAAGAAAUAUGUAUUAAAACUUAAAAUAAUGUGGAUAUUUCAAUAGUGCUAUUUUAAGUUAUUAAAUAUUUUGUUAAGCAUAGAGUAUGUAGAUAUUGAAACAUAAAAACAAACUUUAACAGAAACAAGUGAAAAAAAGUAAUCAGUUUGACUGACUUCACCUUUGUGCUCAUAUCGUAAAAUAAUAACAGGAUGCAUAUUAAACAAAUUAUCAUACAAGGCUUUAAAAGUUAUAAAGAUCAAACUGUGGUUGAGCCGUUCGACAAGAGGCACAAUGUUGUGGUUGGAAGAAAUGGCUCCGGCAAAAGUAAUUUUUUUUACGCAAUUCAGUUCGUUUUGAGUGACGAAUUUACACAUUUGAGACCUGAACAACGUCAAGGUCUUUUACACGAAGGAACUGGUGCAAGAGUUAUAUCUGCGUAUGUGGAAAUUAUAUUCGACAAUUCCGAUAACAGAGUGCCGAUCGACAAAGAUGAAAUUUAUUUAAGACGAGUCAUUGGAGCAAAAAAAGACCAGUACUUUUUAAACAAGAAAGUUGUUCCCCGUACUGAAGUGGUAAAUUUAUUAGAAUCUGCAGGAUUUUCAAAUUCCAAUCCAUAUUAUAUUGUUAAACAAGGGAAAAUAAAUCAAAUGGCAACGGCAGCAGAUUCAUAUAGACUAAAACUAUUACGUGAAGUAGCUGGAACUAGAGUAUAUGACGAAAGAAAAGAGGAAUCCCUAAAUAUACUUCGUGAAACAGAAGGAAAAUUGGAAAAAAUUUCCGAAUAUUUAAAAACAAUUGAAGACCGCUUGCAGACAUUGGAGGAGGAAAAAGAAGAGCUGAAAGAGUAUCAAAAAUGGGAUAAAAGUCGGAGAACCUUGGAAUAUAUUAUUCAUGAAACAGAAUUAAAAGAUACCAAAAAAUCAUUGGAAGAUAUACAGCAGCAACGAAAAUCGUCUUUUGAAAAAAAAAAAGUUUAUAAUCUGCAAAUUCAAAAGGCACAAGAAAAAAUUAAAGACAUUCAAAAAAAUUUAAAAGAAGCUAAAAAGAAUGUAACAACAACUAAAGAAGAACGUUCAAUACUUUUAACUGAACAACAACAACUACUGAGGGAAAAAACUAAAUUAGAUCUUACAAUCGUUGAUCUGAACGAUGAAGUUCAGGGUGAUAAUAAAUCAAAAGAACGUGCCGAUCAAGAAUUAAAGAAACUAAAGAUUACUAUAACAGAAAAGGAACGCGAAUUAGAAGAAGUAAAACCGAAAUACGAAGCAAUGAAGAGGAAAGAAGAGGAAUGUUCACGAGAAUUAUCACUUAAAGAGCAGAAACGCAAAGAAUUGUAUGCAAAGCAAGGUCGUGGAUCUCAAUUUUCCUCCCGCGAAGAAAGAGAUAAAUGGAUAAAUACUGAGUUGAAGUCACUAAGUAAACAAAUAAAAGAUAAAAUAAAUCACCAUUCAAAAUUAGUGGAAGAUUUAAAAAAGGAUGCAAAUGCUGAAAAAGAUUUAGGUAGAAAAAUAGAGGAACAUUCCACGGAGUUGGAACAACUUCGCCUUCAAAUAGAUGACCAUAAUAAAAAAUAUUACGACCUUAAAAAGACCAAAGAUCAUUAUCAAGCUACACGUAACGAGCUAUGGCGAAAGGAGACAAAUAUGACACAGCAAUUACAAACUCAAAAAGAAGAACUUUCUAAAACCGACCAAGCAUUACGUAGUAUGGCUGGAAAGCCUAUAUUAAAUGGUAGAGAUUCAGUACGAAAAGUUUUAGAUAGUUUUAUAGAAAAAGGAACUCCUUUUGCUGACAUUGCAAAAGCUUAUUACGGUCCAGUUAUUGAAAAUUUUAGUUGCGAUAAAACUAUAUACACUGCUGUUGAGGUCACUGCAGGAAAUAGACUUUUUCAUCAUAUUGUUGAAUCAGAUAAGGUUGGAACACAAAUUCUAAAAGAAAUGAAUAAGUUGAAACUACCAGGAGAGGUAACAUUCAUGCCACUAAAUAGGUUGCAAGUAAAAAACCAUGAUUAUCCUGACGAUCCUGAUUCUAUUCCAAUGAUUUCUAAAUUAAAAUAUGAUGAACAACAUGGAAAAGCCUUGUGUUACAUUUUUGGAAAAACAUUAAUAUGUAGAAAUUUGGAAAGAGCCACUGAACUUGCAAAAAGUACCGGUUUGGAUUGCGUUACAUUAGAUGGUGAUCAAGUUUCAUCUAAAGGUUCACUUACUGGUGGUUAUUUUAAUACCUCACGGUCUCGCCUCGAAAUGCAAAAGAAGCGAACUGAAUUGACCGCUCAAAUACAUGAUUUUGAAAAAGAACUUAGUAAAAUUAGGAAUGAGUUAAAGCAAAUUGAAAAUAACAUUAAUGGUGUAGUUUCUGAAAUGCAAAAAACUGAAACAAAGCAGGGAAAAUCAAAAGAUAUUUUUGAAAAAGUUCAAGGAGAAAUACGGUUAAUGAAAGAGGAAUUGGUGAGGAUUGAAAAAUAUCGAACACCUAAAGAGAGGUCUCUUGCCCAAUGUACAGCAAACCUAGAAGCUAUGAAUGGCACAAAAGCCGGAUUAGAAGCAGAACUCAAUCAGGAAUUGAUGUCUACUCUUUCUGUACAUGAUCAGCGAGAAAUAGAUCAACUUAAUGAAGAUAUAAGAAAGUUAAACCAAGAAAACAAAGAAGCAUUUACACAAAGAAUGCAACUUGAAGUUAUUAAAAAUAAAUUGGAUAACCUUCUAGUAAACAAUUUAUUUAGGCGAAGAGAUGAAUUAAUUCAAGCCUUACAAGAAAUAUCAGUAGAAGACAGAAAAAGAAAACUUUUAAAUUGUAAAAAUGAGUUAACUUCUACAGAAAAGCGAAUAAAGAAAGUAAACCAGGACUUGGAAGAAAUAGAAAAAAGGGUACUCGAUGCAGUAAACUCGCAAAAGUCUCUUCAACAAGAACAUGAAAAUUUUAUAAGAAAUGAAAAGGAAAUUGAAGAAAAGAUAAAUGAAGAUUCAAAAAAAGUAGAAAAGUGGGCUGUGAAAGAAAAUUUACUUCUUCAAAAAAUAGAUGAAUAUACCGAAAAAAUUGCAUCAUUGGGCGCAUUGCCGCAGACUGAUCCUAUUUUUGCUAAAAUGAAUUUAAAAAAUUUAUUUAAAGAAUUAGAAAAAGCCAAUCAGCAUCUUAAAAAAUAUAAUCACGUAAAUAAAAAAGCCUUGGAUCAAUUCUUGAGUUUUUCGGAACAAAAAGAAAAACUUUAUAAACGAAAAGAAGAACUAGAUGUCGGUGAUGAAAAGAUUAGAGAGCUUAUGCAGUCACUAGAAAUGCAAAAGGUGGAAGCAAUUCAGUUUACAUUUAAACAAGUUGCAAAAAACUUUACACAAGUUUUUAAGAAGCUAGUACCCCAGGGUGCUGGUUAUUUAAUUCUUAAAACUAAAGACAAUGAUGGAGAUAAACCUGACAGAGAAGUUGCGAAUUCUGAUGCUUUCACGGGAAUUGGUAUUAGAGUUUCAUUUACUGGAGUAGAUGCGGAAAUGAGAGAAAUGAAUCAGUUAUCUGGUGGCCAAAAGUCACUAGUUGCAUUAGCUCUUAUCUUUGCUAUACAAAAAUGUGAUCCUGCUCCCUUUUAUCUAUUCGAUGAAAUAGACCAGGCACUUGAUGCUCAGCAUAGAAAAGCGGUUGCCGACAUGAUACAUGAAUUAAGUGAUAAAGCUCAGUUUAUUACUACAACAUUUCGGCCAGAAUUAUUAGAAAAUGCUCAUAAAUUUUAUGGAGUUCGAUUUAGAAACAAAGUAAGCCACAUUGACUGUGUAACCAAGGAACAAGCAAAAGAUUUUGUUGAAGAUGAUAAUACACACGCAUAAUACUAUAAUUUUGUAUAUAUUAUCCGUAAUAACUUAUGAGUAGAAACAAUAUCGUCAAUUCCAGGAUAGAACGCCUAAAAAUCAAUCGAUCACAAUAUUUUUUCCUCACAUUCAGAUGGCUGAUGAUUUGAGUUCCACAAAAUUACCGAUUUUAUUUCGCUUUUUCACUUUUUGAAAAUCCAAAAAAAUACAUGAUAAAAAAAAACAUGUAUUAAAAUAAAAAAAUUUAGAAGGCACAUUGAAUGAAAUUGCAGAGAUAUAGGCUGACUUCACAAACGCAGUUUGCAAAGCAACACUGCAAUGCAUAGUGUUCAUAAACGCAAUACGUUUAUGAAGUCAGCCAUAGUCAUUAAAAGUUACACACUUUAGUUAUUUUUUAAGAUUUUCAAAAAGUGAUAAAGCGAAAUAAAAACGCUAUUUUUUUGUAAUUUUGUGGAACUGAACUCAGCAAACCGGAAAUUGUAAAGACCACAAAGUAAACAAAAUUUGGGCGUUCUCUCAUAGAAUGGACGAUAUGCAUUUUUUUGUUUUUACUUCAUAGUUAAAUAUAAAAACAAUAUAAUUAUGACAUUGCAAAAUAAUUUAUCUAUAAAAAUAAAAUAAAGGAUGAAAAACCAAUAGAAAA
Molecule: messenger RNA, 4442 nt
Organism: Calliphora vicina (urban bluebottle blowfly)
Lineage: Eukaryota; Metazoa; Arthropoda; Insecta; Diptera; Calliphoridae
Gene: SMC3
Product: structural maintenance of chromosomes 3
Exons: 6
Coding region: 215-3817 (1200 amino acids)
Biological process (GO): mitotic sister chromatid cohesion
Cellular component (GO): chromosome; mitotic cohesin complex
Molecular function (GO): protein binding; cohesin loader activity; ATP hydrolysis activity
Source: RefSeq, a predicted model, not a curated record